UUUGGUUUAAAAAUCGACGCGCAAAAUGGCGUAAACGCGAGCGUCACUUGGACGCCCUUCGAGGCAGCCUCAGCCAGCAUCCUUUCGGUCCGCUGAUGCUGGCCAACGGAGCCGCGGCCGCAGCUGCAGCCGCCGCCGGUUUCCAUUCAUCACCCCCACCCCCACCCCCACCACCAGCACUUAUUCCGCAUGUUGCGUCGACGAGUCAAGCUUCGCGUCUGCCGUCGCCGUCGCCGGGGCCGGAACAGUCCCUUCCCACCAUCCUCCAACAGACGCCAUUCCAGCCCACCUACCCGACCUUCCAGCAGACGCCGUCUCAGAAGCCCAACCAUCCGUCGCUGCCGUUGUCUCUGCCAUUGCCGCUUCCGCUGCCGUUGCCGCCACCACAUCAGCAGCAGCAACAACAACAACAACAACAACAACAACAACAACAGCAGCAGCAGCAGCAAAACUUAUCUGCUUUUCCCCUCCAUGCCAGUCCCUUGCCCUCUCAUCUUCACUGUUCUGGCCAUCCUCAGGCGCACUACACCAAUCAGCAGCAUUAUCAGCAUCAGCAGCAGGAAGCCCAACCUCCACAGCAACACGAGCAUCACCUCCCGACAGGACAUCUGCCCUCUGGCGGGCAUUCGUUCAUCAAACCGCCAGUUGGCGCGCUGGCAUUCGCCGCCUUCUCGCCCCACCUCAACGGCCACUCCGGCCUCGCACCGGCAGACGGACUCGCUCCCACGACGCUGAAAGACGUCUCCACGGACGUCCUCGCGCCGUUGGUCUACGCCACGUCGCCCCACGUCGACCGGCUGCAGUUGCCCUUCGGACAGGCCGGCCUCUUCACGAUCGACUAUCCCAACCCGGCUUCAGCGUCGCCGUCGACGUUGCCGUCGGAGACGGCAGCA
Molecule: messenger RNA, 893 nt
Organism: Protopolystoma xenopodis
Lineage: Eukaryota; Metazoa; Platyhelminthes; Monogenea; Polystomatidea; Polystomatidae
Source: the annotation of a GenBank genome assembly